Molecule: messenger RNA, 330 nt
Organism: Necator americanus (New World hookworm)
Lineage: Eukaryota; Metazoa; Nematoda; Chromadorea; Rhabditida; Ancylostomatidae
Exons: 3
Coding region: 1-330 (109 amino acids)
Source: RefSeq, a predicted model, not a curated record
AUGCACUUAACAUGUCUACUGGUGUUCAUCACUAUUUCAAUUGGUGUUCUUGGCGAUCAAGAUGAUCAAGAUCGUCCACGAGUUGCUUGGGUACCGAUUGAAACUCGAAAUAUUAGUGAAGUAGUCGGUAAAGCAUUGGAGGGAAGUGAGGAACGACUUGUGAGAAUAGGAAAAAUGCUAUCGGAUUCCUACGAUAAAAUGGCUCGUGACACUGAAGAAGGUCAAGCGAAAAUUCGGCAACUAGAAGAAGGCAAUAAUUCUUCUAUAAAUUUCAAUCCAACUUCUACAGUGAUUUUGUGUUUUUUGAGCCUUGGUAUUAUUUAUUUGUAA